This is a messenger RNA of Coniosporium apollinis CBS 100218, 5637 nucleotides long. RefSeq lists its product as uncharacterized. Gene Ontology annotation, molecular function: nucleic acid binding; ATP binding. Gene Ontology annotation, cellular component: cytoplasm. The transcript has 4 exons. Lineage: Eukaryota; Fungi; Ascomycota; Dothideomycetes. Bases 1 to 5637 code for a protein of 1878 amino acids. The record is from RefSeq and is a predicted model, not a curated record.
AUGACCUCCGAGCGCCCCAGCAGAGGGGACGCUUCCAACGACGCUGCCGAUAACAGUAAAAACUGGUACAGCAAGCUGCUAUCACGACGCGUCGACCUCGUGGGCGACUAUGCCGGCAACGAACUGUUCCUGAUCGAGGGCGAUUCUCUACUUCUCAACGCUUUCUCCGAUGACAAGCUUGAUUUUACAGACGGGUUCCAGGUUCUACAUGCAGCCUACAAUGUGGAGAAUUUCCUCCAGAAUCUCCUGCGGCGAAAAUGCAAUUUCCACGUCGCUUUCUUCGACAAUCAUGAAGAGUGCUGUGUCCCGCCAUCUACUCUACCUGAGAACAAGGACAAGUAUCUUCUGGCACGAGCAGCGAUAAUUCGCCACCUUCAGAAAAACAUUGGAAUGACGCAGCCGCGCUUGAGUAUCAAGACAUUUCAGUCUUUUGACAGCGAUGAGUUUACGAAGUACCUGGAGCAAACAGGUCUCUACUUCAUCAUGUGUCAUGAUGGGGCUGUGUCAGUGCCACCACAAUCGGCCAAGCCGCCGGUGGAGGACGUCUCUGAAGAUAGCGACGAAGAACUUACCGAAUCUGGUGAAGAUAGCGACGAAGACGGCUCCGAAGACGACCCUGAGCAUGAUGAGUCUGAGGACGAUGAGUCUGAGGAUGAUGCUUCUUCCGAGGAAGACAGCGGUGAUGAAGAUGCACGGCAUGUGCGUAGUAGACGGGCUUUCCGCAACUUGAUACACUGGUGCAUUCGAAAAGGCUACAACGUUGCGCUCAUAAACGGCCUUGAGUGGAGAGACACCAAGGUCAUCACCGUCGUUCUUGAGGGCCACUCAUUCCGCCACGGAGGACUCGGUGCUGGAAUCCGGAAUACCAAUUCCACUUCACCGACCGAGGAACCCCCCAGCAACCGUGCUUGGACCUCCUAUAUUCAAAAGCUGGCCCAGCACGGGAUUGGCGCCCGUCCUGAAGGCCAGGGCAAGUUUACGGAACGCGAGUGCCUUGCGGUGCUCACGGUUGCCAAAAUGCUUUCCCAAGACGAAUGCGACACUCAAACAGCCUCGAAGUUCCUCCUACACAUUGCUCUUCUACGCCAUUAUGCAUUGACGGAGCGGCGCGUGUCAGCCACCAAGACAUCGGAUAGCGAAGAAUUCUUGCAAGAGUAUGCAAGCAGUUGUCUUUCGCUUAUGAGAACCUGGAAUGAGUCAGAGCUGGCUGUUCGAAGCUCGAUAGUUUGCGAUGUCGCCGAUUUGUUGGACGGUAGGCUAUUCAAUGCAUGCGUCGCCUCUAAAACCGCAGCCGUCAUGGACGACAAGACUGAGGCGCUCCUGAAAGCUCUCAUCAGCGCUACACUUGCACUCUGCGGCAUCGCAGUGCCGAACUCCCUCCACAAUACACGAAGCCAGAAGCUGCAAUCCACAACGAACAGCCAGAAUCAUCAAUCACGCACCACGAGCCGAAGUAUGUCGGUACUACCGUUCAACAAUCCUGUGUUUGAUACCCAUCUGGUCUCCGUCCACUUGUCCACCGACGACACCCUCUCACAGGUAAGCGAGUCGGCUUCAAGAGUGUUUCGAGAGCUUUCGCACUGGCACAACGCGAAACGACCGCUCGACCGCAAGAUUGCUCCGGACGCGAAACAGGCUUUCUAUGCGAACAGGCGGAACCAGCGGUGGAUGGCGGAGAUGAUGGCUUAUGCGGCAAGUCUUACCAAUGCUGUCGGCAACGCUCUUGAACCCGAGACUGUUGUUACUGGCAGCAGCGGCGCACCAAAAGCCUCGUCAGUGGAUAGCAGCAAACGCCAGGACCUCCAGAGCAAUGCUAAGCAGUCCAAAGCGGACAGCAAGCCCAAGAAAAAAGGACCUGCCGUUAUGACAGUAAAGGAGAAGAUAGCCGCAGAGAGGGCUAUCAAAGAAGACGCGAAUGCCGAGAAGCACAUCAACGCCUGGUAUGCCGUCUGCAAAACGCUGGAUAAGGAGCAAGAUCCCGGAUCAAGAUAUUUCAAGACAAAAGAGUACCUAAACAGCUUGACGGGAGCCAAGCGCGAUGCUGUCGAAGCUGAAGUACGACUCUUCAUGUUGGAUGCUCUGCUCAGCUUGUGGAUACGCCGCUGCAAAGAAGGAAAGAAGGAGGAAGGUUUUGGCGUGGCGGCACUCCUGUGGAAUACCAUCACCGACAUUGAUAAAGUCAAAGCGGGACUGACGAAGACUGUUGCCGCUCAUGUUCAGUCUGCGGUCAAGAGACUCGGGUUGCCAGCUGUCUCCUUGAGCGCGUCAGCAUCUGCGGACCGCAAACUUCCCUUCACCUUCGUUCUGGACUCCUACGCAGCUCUGGACGUCUCCCUCCCCAUGACAUCGAAGGACUUUCAGCUCAUGCAUUGUGGGCCCUUCUUUGACCGUAAUAUCGACUCUGCACCAGACAGCAGAGUUCCGUUCGAGCCUGACGGCUGGCAGCGAAAGGUCCUUGACGAGAUUGAUGCAAAGCGAAGCCUGUUCGUUGUUGCGCCAACGAGUGCCGGCAAAACGUUCAUCUCGUUCUAUGCGAUGAAGCAGAUCCUGGAGUCAGGAGACGAUGGUGUCCUCGUCUAUGUCGCCCCUACCAAAGCUUUGGUCAAUCAGAUCGCUGCUGAAGUGCAGGCAAGAUUCUCCAAGAGCUUCAAAUACGGCGGAAAGUCUGUCUGGGGUAUCCACACACGGGACUACCGCAUCAACAAUCCGACAGGCUGCCAGGUCCUCGUCACGGUGCCCCAUAUCCUCCAGAUCAUGCUACUAGCACCAUCGAAUGCGAAUUCGUGGUCACGCCGAGUGAAGCGAAUCAUCUUUGACGAAAUCCACUGCAUUGGCCAAGCUGAUGACGGUAUCGUCUGGGAGCAACUCCUGUUAUUGGCGCCUUGCCCGAUCAUCGCAUUAUCUGCGACGGUCGGAAAUCCCGAGGAGUUCAACAGCUGGGUUGCUUCAACUCAACGGUCCAUCAACAUCGAUCUUACAAUGAUUCAGCAUCAUCAGAGAUACUCUGAUCUUCGCAAGUUCAUCUACCAUCCACCCAAGGACUUCACUUUCGACGGUCUGGGUGAGCGACCAAUGCUAGCACCGCUGGGCCUGGACGGUGCAGCUGAGUUUACUUUCAUGCAUCCUGUUGCGAGUCUGAUCAAUAGGUCGAGAGGUAUGCCAGACGACCUAAGUCUUGAGGCUCGAGAUUGCUUCACUCUAUGGCAAUUGAUGGUCAAGAAUCGGAGCAGACGGUACCCCGUGGCCGAGUCGCUGGCACCACACAAAGCCUUGCCGGACAUUGUCCGCAAAGCAGACAUCAUCCAGUGGGAAGCUUCUCUAAAGAAAGUUCUGAAGGAGUGGAUGAGAGACCAAGAUUCACCUUUCAAUGCGGUUCUCGAGGAUUUGAGCAAGCCACACUCCGAACAACGUGCUGGGGGUGCGGUUGCUGACGCUCGACCUUUCGACCCGGAUGGCAUUUGCGAAACGACACUCCCCUUGCUCGCAACACUUCACGCCCAAGAUGCUUUGCCCGCCAUUUUGUUCAACUACGAUCGCAGCAUGUGCGAGAAGAUCUGCACAACGCUCAUGAGCCAGCUUGUGUCAGCUGAGCAACAGUGGAAAGAAUCCAGCCCAAAAUGGAAGGCAAAGGUCACGGCAUGGGAGCAAUGGAAGAAAGAGCAGGAGAAGAAACCCAAGAAGGCCCCACCCAAGACUUCAAAGAAGAAGGGCGGUAAGGGUGACGACGAAGAUGGAGACGAACGCGACAGUAAACUCGACCUGCAAAAGGAUGCUGCCACUGAUGCGAGUCCCUUCGCAUCUUUCAAUCCUGAUGCGCCAGUUGAGGGGUUCCACUUUGCCGACUUGAAGAAACUCCUUCCUUCCGAGCUGCAACAGUAUUGUUACCAACUGGAGAGGCGCGGACUCCCCGCCUGGCUCGGCGAAGGCCUGGCUAGAGGCAUUGGCAUCCACCAUGCGGGUAUGAACCGUAAGUACCGUCAAGUGGUCGAAAUACUCUUCCGCAAGGGAUUCUUGCGAGUUGUCAUCGCCACCGGCACUCUUGCUCUCGGCAUUAAUAUGCCUUGUAAGACGGUCGUGUUCUCCGGAGACUCCGUGUUCCUCACAGCGCUCAACUAUCGUCAAGCUGCUGGUCGUGCGGGUCGUCGUGGAUUCGACAUGCUGGGCAAUGUCGUGUUCCAGGGCGUGCCGUACGGCAAGGUCUGCAGGCUGCUCAGCUCGAGACUACCGGACCUCAACGGACACUUCCCCAUCACCACGACGCUUGUACUGCGGCUUUUCGCCUUGCUCCAUGAGUCGAAAUCUUCGCAGUAUGCUGUCCGCGCCAUCACCUCGCUACUCUCUCAGCCCCGCUUGUAUCUUGGCGGAGAUGAAUCCAAAAUGACAGUCCUCCAUCAUCUCCGAUUCUCCAUCGAAUAUUUGCGGAGGCAACAGCUUCUUGACACCCUGGGGCGGCCUUUGAACUUUGCUGGAUGCGUCUCGCACCUGUACUUCACCGAGAAUUCCAGCUUCGCGUUCCACGCGCUUCUGAAGGAGGGAUACUUCCAUCAACUGUGCAAAGGCGUCCGACCCAGGCCAAAGAGCACCCUGCGGGACUUGAUGCUGGUUAUGGCUCAUCUUUUCGGGCGCCAGCCGUGCCGCCAGGCAGAUCGAGAGUUCAUCAAGGAGGUUGUCAAGCGCUCUCCAUCCAUCGUCUUCCUCCCGCCAUUGCCCGCAAAGGCUGCCAGGGUGCUUCGUCGGCAUAACAACCAGACGCUCCAGAUUUUCAGCACCUAUGUAAGGACGUUCGUUGAUCAGCACAUCGAUUACGACGAUAGCCAUCUGCCCCUCACCGGAAUGAAGUUUGGCGGUGACGCGCCUUCGGCUUCCACCCCACCGGGGGCACUGCCACACGCCGCAAUCAGGUCAUCUUUCGUUGCACUAUCUGGCUACGGGGAUAACUUCGCGUCCAUCUCGGACCUUUGCCACACAACUCGGAGCGGCGUCUUCCUAGAAGAAGCCGUGAUCCCCUACAUCAGUCUCCACCCCGAAGAGUCCGACGUCCCACUGAACGCCUACCUCUACGACUUCUUCAUGCACGGCGACGUCACGGCUCUCGACAAAGCCAACCGUAUCCGGCGAGGCGAGGUCUGGUUCCUUCUAAACGACUUCUCCCUCAUCCUCGCUACUAUCAUCACCAGCCUUAUGAACUUCAUGAAGCUGACCCCGGAGUCCGACGUCGACUUGCUGGACGUCAUGGGCAGCGGCGACGUCUUCGAGGAAUCAAAGGACGACAAGGUCGCGGAGCUCGAGAACGAGCCGCUAGCGGGUGGAAAGGAAGCCGCAGGCGCGAAGCCGCAGCAGGCUCAAGCCAAGAAGAUGGCCGCUACUGUCGACGAUAGCUGGGAUGGGGAAGCUGUGACCGCUGCUGUGGGAGCACUGCGCGUCUCCAAGGCUAAGGCGGCUGAUAGCUGGGAGGACCAUGCUGAUGCUGUCGAGGCGAAGAUUGCUAAACAUAAAGCGAAGCGGACCGCGGAGCAGAAAGAAGCUAACGCUGCUGCGCGCGAUGGGGAUCCUGGAAAAGGGCUGAUGAAUGUGUUGAGGGCGUUUCAGAUGUUGAAGCAGGAGUUUGAUGGGAAGUUUAAGGCUAUGUGGGCGUAG